CCACAGCACCGGGGCAGCCUCCCAGAGCCUCCCAGCUGCGGGGUCCUGCCCCUCGGGUGCUCUUAGCGGCGUUACCGGGCUCUGAAGCCCCCUUGUGCUCGUUUGCUGUGGUGGUAGCUUUGCUCAUUUUGCUCUAAAUGCCUCCUGUGGCUGCCCGGCGCAGCAGGAGGCGGCGUGUUUCUGCUGGCCGGGGCGUGUUGUGGCUGUCGUUUUGCAGAAAUUCCCCAGUUUUGGGGCACUGGGAUGCUUUGUGGAGGUUCCUCUUGGACUUUUCAGCUGUGCAGUGAAACUGCAGCGUGCUGGUGCUCUGCUUCUCGCAGCACCAUGAGCUCAGGUAGCCCAGUGGCAAGAGCACGGCUGUAGUUUAAUUAAAGACUCGUCUGGGCCACGUACUAGAAAUUAAUGAAAGGAAUCGUGUGUUAGCCUUGUUUCCAGUCUCCAUCAAGGAAAAAAAAACAAAAGUGUAAGUCCACGUGCAAUGUUGUUAGCCGAAUGAGAAGUUGUGCUGCUAUCAUCCAGUGAAAGUCUAUCUCGGCCACACCAUUAGGAAGUUAGUAUUGAAGUUAAAAGCAUGUGGCAGGAAACGUGUUAGAGAUACCAGCUAAAAUAAGUCUUCUAAGGGUACGUUCAUACUGCAGAGGGAUUCUGCUGUGAAGUUGGCUGAGGUUGGGGCUUGGUAGUAGGGCACCCCUGCUGUAGUUUUCGGGUUUGGGUGGUGAUAGAUGUCAGCCCACCUCUCACAGGGAGGCCAGCACAGUUUCUUGUCCUUUGCUUGAAGGAGGUCCCGAUCAGAGUGGUGUCACUGGUGUUUUGAGAAGGCAGGGUACUUAAUUUUGUAGGCUUAAGGGUGCUGGGCAGUCAUCAGUUAAACAGCUCUAAAGUGGGACAGCCCAAAACAUCUGUCUAUUAGUAGUGCACAUGAGCUGUGUUGGGCCUUUAUUCAAUUCAGGGCAUGUGUGUGCUGUUUUGAGGAUGGAGAGAGUCUGUCAUCUCUGAUGCCAUUACCUUUGGUAGGGCAUUAGGUGCAGCUGUAACAUAAAUCAUAUUUAGGCUUGGAAACAGAGUGUUCCUGUGGACCAUCAGGGCAUGUGCUGGAUUUCUUAAAAGGAGAGCAAAUUUACAGGCUGGAGAGGAUGAUAGGUGGAAAUGAAUCCUGUACUGCAGGACCAAUAUCGCUGUCCUACUUAACCUGUGUGGCUCACUUACUGGGAGAAUGGACUGGUGUGGAGCAUCUUGAAGAUUAUCUGGGUUAUACAGUCUACCUUUUAUGGUUGCUUCUUCCACUUGCAAUAGCUUUUAUAUUUCCAGGAAUUUUCUUCUUCGUCUUUAUCUACAGUGCUGUUAUCAUUCUUUAUAUUCAUAAAAGGAAAUUAAAUGGAGAAAAAUCAGGUAACGUUUGGGAUGGUGCAAGAAAACUGUUGACUACCUUAUGGGAUGGACACGCAAGGAUAUGGCAUGGUUACGAGGUUCAUGGUGUUGAAAAAAUUCCAGAAGGACCUGCACUUUUUGUGUUUUAUCAUGGAGCUUGUCCUGCUGAUAUUAUCUAUUUCAUAUCUAGACUUCUUUUAGAAAAGAAGAGAUUCUGCUACGUAGUAGCUGAUCAUUUUGUCUCCAGAAUACCAGGUUUUAAACUAAUUAUUGAAGCAUUUGAAAUUUUGCACGGACCAAAAGAAGCAUGUGUCAAUACGCUGAAGAAAGGCUGUCUGUUAGGUAUUUCUCCAGGUGGAGUUCGGGAAGCACUUUUUAGUGAUGAAACAUACGUUAUUAUUUGGGGUAAUCGAAAGGGCUUUGCUCAGGUUGCCAUUGAUGCAAAAGUGCCCAUCAUUCCUGUGUUUACACAAAAUGUUCGAGAAGGCAUUAGGACAUUAGGAAAAAUAAAAAUACUUAGGAAACUAUAUGAACGUAUUAGAUUGCCAGUAGUUCCUAUGUACGGUGGGUUUCCAGUCAAGCUUCGUACAUUUGUUGGAGAACCCAUUCCAUAUGAUCCAAACAUAACUGCUGAGGAACUGACUGCUAAGACAAAAGCAGCACUCCAGGCCCUAAUAGAAAAACAUCAGAAGAUACCAGGAAGUAUAUGUAGGGCUUUAAUGGAACGAUUUCAAACGCGACAGAAAGAAGACUAAGGUCUUCUGAAUUUGAAAAUAUGGGCGAAGUGGAGUGACACAUAAAAGUCAAAGAAACUGCAAGUCAGCACAAUGGAUCCUGGGAAGAAACCGGAGGCAAAAGGUGACACUACUCUAACCAGUCAGAGAAGUUGUUCUGGAGAUUAAGUUUCCUCCCUUUAUCAGGACAUUGGUAGGACACACCUGAGGACAUGAGACCUCUGAUGAAGUACCACACAGGUACAACGUAACCUCUCCCACUGCUGCACUGGCACAGCCUGCUGGAAUCUGAAUCAUCAUGAGAAGGUGACAGUGUCUGAAACAUAGACACUACAGAUGGCAAGCACAGCCCCAAGCAAAAGCACAUCCCCAAAGAAAAGCACACACACACAAAAAAAAACAAAUACCGGAGACAAACAGGCCUUUAAAAUAAAUGAAUGAAGAAACAAACAAAAAAGAGAAAGCCUUAAAGGGAGACCCUUGGAAGAGUUACAAAGAUCUCUAGGAAGAAACAAUGCAAUAAGGACGGGGUGAAUUGCAUAAUGCUGCCUGAUCCAUCUAGAGGGAGCCUCCAGAUGUUCCCUGUAACUCUCACGGAGAUGCAAGUUGUCUCAUCAAGAAAAUGCAGCUGGUGGAUGCAGGAGUCAAAGCUUAUUUUUCCAAAAGCAUCCUCUAAUGCCUACUGUACAUUGAGACGCUUUGAAUAUUCAGUCUGAAAAACAAUGCCCACAUUUUUCAGAGCUGCUGAGCAUCUCUGGAUCCCACCUGAGAGGACCAGAUCUGCAGGCCCUGACCACCCUCCAAAACGCCAGGGUAAGCUCCAGCUAAACCAUGUUUCCUGCAGACAGACAUCAUUGCCCAGUGACUUUUUUGUUGCUGAUUCCACGUGGAAACAAACAUCCCUGCAGAGCACUGUGCAAGACGAGAGACUCAGUAAUGGACUAAGCUGGAGACAAACAGAGACUACCUGCAGUAAAGACAGAUGCUUCUGGCACCAAGCCAGUGCUCAGACAACUUUCCCCUUUUUAUUGACUUCUGCUUCCAACAAUGGAGUUGAUCACAUUCCAAAUUGGGACUCCUGUGAACUUUACAGACACAGGAAAUUUAAGGUCAAUACAAGAUUAACUUGCUUAAAACUAUGAGAUAGUUUGGAGAUGAACUGCAGGAGCCAUAAUAAUCCAUUAGCUCAAUUUCAAUUUAUUUAUAAAGCUAAAGUACUUAGGCUUAUCCCUCUAUACUUUGGGACAUUAUCAUUGAUCUUUCCCUCUCUAAGCUGGUCUACUUGGUUAAUAAUGCCAGUUCUGUGAGUGCCUGUGGCAGUCACACAGCAGUGGGAAACACUUCCCAUGCUUAUUGAUGUGCUCAUGGCAGUAUAGUUUAUGCUCACAGCACUUAACAGGAACCCAGCUGAAAAUGAAUGGCUUGGUUCCUGGAAGACCCACUAAGUACAAGCAUCCAUUUGUCUUUAGUUUUGUGUGUAGCCUGUGAAUGAGAAAUCUUGCUAUCUUGGAAAAGCCUACCGCUUAGAAACAAACAUGAAGUCUACAAUAUGCAUGGUCCAGUGUGCAAGAUGAACACAAUGGCACACAGGUAAAAAGAUGCCUGUCUGGUCUGUCUGGCUCUACAUGCUCUGGAGCUAUGUUUUUGUCAGUAAAUUCUGACAGUAAAUUCAGUAAAUUUUGUCAGUAAAUGAGUUCUCUUCCCCCUUUCACAGUGACAAGAAGCACUGGUGAGCACAAGAGAAUAACUUCAAUGUAAACUAGUUUAAAUAGGUAUUAUUGUGUGAACAACCUACUUAAGAGUGUAGUCUAUGUUACAGCUCACUUGCCCCAGAACAUGACAGACAGCAGGUUUCCAACUCAUCUUUAUGUCAAAUUCACUUGUGGUUCUGUGCUUGACUCUGGGUCUGAAGUACUCCCGCAGCAAGAAUACUAUACAGUAUAAGUAUUUUCCUGCCUCAAGUACAUAGCACAGAAUUCACUGAAUAAAUGCGUCUUGUCCCUGUGAAGUACACAGGAGAAGAACUGUCCAUCUCUGGUUGGUUUCCAAGAUUCCCAUUGUGGUGGUAGGAAGGCACUGCUCCUUCCCAUACACAUAGGUCUCUGGGUACUUUAUGAGCAGUUAAUACUGCUCAUAUGAGCUAAGUAAGUAGGAGAAAAAAACAUUCUUUGAUAAUUUUGCCAAGUCACCUGGGAUUUUUAUUACCAAGUCCCUAUAUUUUUGUUUGUUUGUUUGUUUGUUUUCAGAAUGUUUUUCUACAGGAACCAUAGCCAUUUCUCUCUUUUAAGGCAGGAAAGGUGGCAACUGUUCUGAAUAAGCACGAUUCAAGCAACUUGCAAAAUUUUCUCCAUUUCUUUCCUCUGUUAAGAAUCUAUUUAAAAUGUCUGCUAUCUUUGCUUAGCUCAGAAAGAAUUUGCUUUGCUUCUCUCAUGUGGAAAGUUUACAUUUAAAACAUUCUGGAGGAGACUUUUGCCUGAGAGGUUAAUAGUUUGCCUAGAAACAUGUCAAGUAAAUCCCUUUUACCCCAAGGUAACUAGUCUCACACUAUGGCAGCUACCCACCCACUUAAUGCUUUUUCACCUCAUGAAUUAUAUACCCAUGGGGUGUCAUCAAAUGACUUUACAGUGCUCAAGACUGGUUCUGAUGUCUUCUGCCCCCUAGUUCACAUGAGUAGUUAAGAAAAAUUUUUAUGAGCAUCUUUCUUUCUGGAUUCUACUGGUUUCUUUGGUGGGCAGUUGCAGAAUUACUGGGACAGGGGAUCUUGUGACAGUAGGACAGUUACCAUUUGUGUUGCUGGGCUGUUGCUUCCCCAUUGCACUUUGCCAAGCUACAAUAACAAUCUGCUCCCUCCUUAGCCAAAGUACAAGAUAUAUAUGAAAAACAAAACCUUGAAGAAUCCAUCAGUCACUUGUAAUCCACCAUGUGCUAUCAAAUUCAGUUACUCAACAUAUAUAUAUAUGUUUCCUCUCUUUGAACUCACGCUAAUUAUUAGUUGCUGCUUGUUGGGUUGUUUUCCCCUGGUCUCCCUUUCUUGGUCACCUAAGAGAGGGCAAGAAGAAACACCUAAGGAGUGGGAGCAUGGCUAAGGGGCAGAAAGGCUGAGAGAUUUGGGUGCUGUCCUUUGUUGCACAAAUUCCAGGUGCUGCCUGGGGUGACAUUGCACACACGAAUGUGGCAAUGAAGUCCAAGAGGACUGUUAAGACCAUCGGUGGUGCAGGCAAAGUCAGAACAACUUGUGUAAUAAUCUAAUAAUUAGAGCACUUAUGCAGGAGGCAGUAGAAGAAAUUAAACCCUCCUCAACCCUAGGGGGUUUGAACACAGGAAGAUCAAGGAAGCUGCUUCUUCUCUGGUGUUUUUCUAAUUACCAUGCUAAGGACAAGGCUGGGUGAGGCCCACCUUUCCCUCACUCACCACCCUAUGGGGAUCACUGCGUAGUAAAUAGUAAUCCUUUCAGGAGUCUGAAAGGCGAAUAAAAGCAGCAGAGCACCACCUCCUGUUCUCUGUGAGCAGUGGCCUUCUCAAGUAAUGGAGGGGUUUCUGUCCUGGGUUUCUGCACUGUUCACUCUUUUUAUAUUCAGUGUGGUUGAAAUGCUACAAGAGCCCUGACAGCAGAGUCCAGAAGUCUCCCCCUUGCCUAGGGAGCACCCCCAGUGCCCAGCAGCAGGGUCAGGAUCCUCUUGCUUCUCUCUUCAUGGUGCUGUGGACCCCCAGGAAUCAGCCAGGUGUCUGGCCCCAUGCUGUAGAGCACUUAGACCCUGAGGGGCCAAGGAGCAGGCCUGCUCCCUGGGCAAGGGCAGCUUUUUGGGAGGUCUUUAUUUGAAACACCAUUCAGGGCCCUGACCGCAGUGGCCGGAGCACCCCGCUCUGGGUGAGGUGGCCAUUGGUUUGUCUGGUGGUUUCCUCAAGCUCCCUGCUGUGACAACACCAGUAAGACUGUCUAAGUCCUAUGGGGAACUGUCAAGUCUUCUGCAGGUCCCAGGGGUAGCCUGGAAGCUGCUCGAACCACUCCUGUGCUUAGGGAUGGUGCUCCUGUGAUGGUAUUGCUCGUAUCAUAGAAUGAUUAAUGGAGGGAAGAGUCUCUGGAGAUCAUCUGGCCCAACCCCCAGUCAAAGCAGGGCCAGCUUUGGUCUUGUCUGAUAAUGUCAGAAGCUCAAAAGAUGGCAUCAUUCACUGACCCACCAUAGUAGAAGAGUUUUAAGAAAGACUCUAGAGCCAUGGUAAAAUGACCACAGUGUACUUUAUUUAAUGAUUUUGGUACCUUGUGUUGCAAUAAAAUAAAAAAAAUCUACAAAAUCCAAAUAUAUAAAAUUUUCAAGUUUUCCUUUUAAGUUUUACAAGAAAAAUCAAGUUGUAACCAAGGAAAUUUGUUAGUAUGAAGCACUACUUUCAACUUCAUUUCAUCACAAAUUGCAACUUACUUAACAGACCAAAAGAACUAUGGUACUGCAGUACAUCAAAUACUUCACACACUGUGUUCUUUACUAUAGCACAUGUAACCUCUGCCAGGGAGACAGUGGUCUCUAGCCAAUAAAGACACUCUUCACAAUCUGAACUCUAAAGGAAUGUUUGUAUACAUGGAAUCAGAAUAUAUAUAUUUACAGGAAGAUUUUUUUUAAUAACUAUUUUGAUUCUUCAUUUCAAAUAAAAUACCAAAUACAUUUUUACAAUGUUUACAAGUCAAAGCACAAGUUCAGCAAUGAUUAUCAUUCACCUCAAGUCACUGUGCUUGUACUGGGGGGAUAUCUACACUGCUCCAUAAACACAAAUGUGAUCUUCCAUAACUUCAUUUCCGCAACGGUGACUAAGGAGUAUAAGCACAGUAACAAUUAUUUUAGCACAAUCAGUGUAUAAUGCAACAGUUUACAACAGAGAACUGAGAAACUAUUGGUCCAUUCUGUUCAAUUUGCUGUUUAUCUGCCAACUGUUACGUUAGUUGUUGUCACAUAAAUUGUGUACAAGAUAAGAGUUAAAUAACACAACUUGAAUAGGAAAGAGCACACAUUUUUUAAGGCAAAUUAAUAAGCAGCUUAUGGUGUUUUUCAUUAAACUAUACCCCAACAGAACCUAAAAAUAAAAUGUAUGUUCUGCAACUGUCAAUAAUUAUGUCUUGUUAAGUUGUUCUCCUCUAUAAAUUGAUCAACAUGGCUUUAAACCUGGUUAUUCAAAAUGGAAAGAACUCCUCCCCCCCAAAUCCCCAAAUAUAGAAAGUGCAUGACUUUUUAUGUGCCAAAACAAAACAAAAGGCAGCUGAGGUAGUUAGAUGUAAAAUGUAUUUACGAAAAAUAACUGAAAACUUAAAUCCAGGACAUAUACAGUAAAAAUCCACCCAUUUGGAAUUAAUUUUAUAUCAUGCAACAACUUAAAGCCAAGCAGGAGUCUUUAUGAUUUCUGAACAAAACAAGGAAAUGAUUUUAGUAAUAAUAACAUAGGAAUGAACACGGAAUAUACUACUGGAAUUUGAAUUUCAAGUAUUUGAGUCUAUUUGCAUGUGCAUUUUUUUUUUUUACAGGCUUUUUGUAUUGUUAGGAAGUCAUUUACUUUUUAUCACGCAUCACAUAAGAUCUGGUCUACCUCUGGGACUGCAGCUCCUGAAAGGCAGAAAUACAUCACGAAUGCCUGAAGAUGCAUCACUGCCUGUGCCCAAAGACAACACCAUCUCAGCUUGAGUGACCUUCUAUGCACUCAUCCUCCACUGAGGCCACCUGAGAGUCCAGAGAGGCCCAGGGGUCCCAUGCCUACGUCUUGUGGGACUGAUAGGAGAGACGUUCUGGAGGCAUGCCUGGGAUGUUCCCACAUGUCUGAAUCCUCAGGGGACGUACACAGGUGAUAGGGAUCCCCUCUGCCAAUGUUCCAGCACAUUCUGUGUAAAACCCAGCCCAAGCAGGUGGCAAGGCAGAGCAAUGGGGCCACCCAGUUGCACUGUCCAAUGCACUACGCUCCCCAAAGAGAAGAUCAGCCUGCACCUUGGACCACAGAGUAUCUCCCGUUGGACCUCCCCACACUCACCCAGCACUACUGCCUAUCAGGAGGCAUGGUGACCUUUUCUUAUCUGGCAAGAGGGCUGGUGACCUCCCUCCUGCAGACAGGAGACUCUCUGAGGAAGUGUUGGCUUGAAUCUACCCAGGAUGAGCAGGGAUUUGGACCUGCACCUUGGUCCUGAAGCUCUGGCCAACAGCACAGAGACAGCCCUGGCUUUCCCUUCCAACUCCUGCCUGACCACACGAGUGAGGCAGCUUUCUCUACCUAAGUGCAGAGCUUGUCUACAAGCACAAGAGGAGACUGCAGGCUCUGGAAAUGAAUUUCACAAAUAAGCCUAUUUCUAGGACACGGGCCAAAUUGGAGAUGUGUUCUUCUUGUCAGUAGUGACCACGUAAUUAAUUCUUCCCCUUAUCAAAUGUGCAUUAUGCUGGCUUUCCUGCAGCCUGCUGUUGGAUCCCACUGCUGUUCCCUGCAACAACAUUGGCACAUGCAGUUUGGAAUCAUGAAUUCUGCUCUUGGCACCUGACUUUAAGAAAAUCACAGAAGGGAGCAUCACAAACUUAAAUUAUUUAUUUAUGUAUUUUUAAAUUUUUGUGAUAGGCCUGUGAAAACAUAGGGUUUGUACUUCUGAAAUGUGUAUCUUUCUUUUUUUUUUUUUAUAACUUAUGAAAGAGAGAAAUGUAUCCACACCUUCUUUAAUGUUUGUGUUCUAUUAAAAAAUGAAAUCCUGAA
This is a messenger RNA of Anas platyrhynchos (mallard), 8813 nucleotides long. The record is from RefSeq and is a predicted model, not a curated record. Lineage: Eukaryota; Metazoa; Chordata; Aves; Anseriformes; Anatidae.